AUGGCAGAGACAAUUAAGCUAGAGGUUAAAGACAGUGCUCACCGUCGCCGCAGCGUACCACUUCUGAGUAGUGGUGAGCGCCAGCCGCCUGCAAAGACCAGGAACGGAGACUGCAUUGUGUUGCCGUCGAAGACACCGACAUCUCUGGCGUCUACAAUAGUCGACGAUGUGCUCGUUGACUGCAACGGCCCAAGUUGCACGCUCAUGGGCAAGGAGACAAGGGAGCGUCUGGCAAUUGGUCAAUCUGAUGCUCUGCUUGUCAUGUUCUAUCUUGAUAAUCUAUUUCCGUUCUUGUUCCCCUUCUACCGCCCGUCACUGCUUGAGGGCGGUCGGACAUGGAUCUUGGAGAUGAUGAUCUGCAGCCCGGUUGUGAAGCAGGCACUUCUAUGCCAGAGUUCUUGUUUCAUGUCGAUGGCACAGGGGAUGGCGAAUUGGGAGAUGGUUUUGGAGCAGACUAGAGACGCAUUCAAGGUGCUGAGAUUAUCCCUCCAGGUUAUCAGCGACGCCGGAGUCACAGAGCAUAUACACGGUACAGUGCGCAUCCUAGCGAGCAUUGUGCAAGUACAGAGGUUUGAAGUCGCCGUGCUGAGCUUCGAUAACUGUCAGGCACACUUGAACGUCGCACUCUCACUCUUCAGCCAGCUCCUCGAGAGCACUGACGACACGAACACUGCAUGUCCUAGUUCAAGCUUCAACGCGGUCUUGAAUCAGCUCAAACCUAAAACAUGGAGUGCCUCAACCGGUGUUUUCCAGGUCCCCAUUGCAGAGCAAGCCGCCUUCCGCUUCUCCUCUGCUCUUCUUAUUUUAGACGACAUCAUUGCGGCCACGAUUCUCCAAGAACAGCCUCGUCUCUACAACUAUCAUCGAAGCCUCCUUUGCACGCCUAACAGCUCCGGAGCAGUCGUCAACCUCGAAGAAACCGUAGGGUGUCAGAAUUGGGCGCUCCUUUAUAUCGGCGAGAUAGCCACUCUCGAUGCCUGGAAACAGCAGUAUCAACAUACAGGAAGCCUUGAUUUAAUGGAGCUUGUCCGACGUGCCACAGAUAUAGAAGCCUUGGUAGAGGGACAUGUGUUGCAACUAGAAAGCGAACUAUUGGGUGCUUCAAGUGAGGGCGCAAGCUUACUAGACAUGUUCGACUCAGAUUCUCGGCAGACUAAAACGUCCGCAAGCCAAAUCACGCUCGUAACUCGUGUGUGGGCACAUGCAGCCCUCAUAUACCUGUCCGUGGUCGUGUCGGGAUGGCAACCUGCGAAUUUAGAUGUGCGAUAUCACGUUAGCCAGACAUUUGAGCUACUGACGCAGCAGAUCGUACCGCCGGCAUUACUGCGCUCCAUGGUGUGGCCGUUUUGUGUGGCAGGGUGUAUGGCCGCGCCAGAGCAGGAAGCGCAGUUGCGGACAAUGGUACAGGUACUGCAGCCUCCUAGCAUGUUCGGCACAGUCCGGAAGGCGCUGGAGAUUAUGGAGGAUGUGUGGUCAAAGAGGGGCAUGGGCGAUGCUGGAAAGAGGGAUUUGGCUACUUGUUUCAAGAAUCAAGGCGAUUUAGUGUUACUAGUGUAG
This is a messenger RNA of Parastagonospora nodorum SN15, 1557 nucleotides long. RefSeq lists its product as hypothetical. Gene Ontology annotation, cellular component: nucleus. Gene Ontology annotation, molecular function: transcription cis-regulatory region binding; DNA-binding transcription factor activity. The record is from RefSeq and is a predicted model, not a curated record. Gene Ontology annotation, biological process: positive regulation of transcription by RNA polymerase II. Bases 1 to 1557 code for a protein of 518 amino acids. The transcript is spliced from 2 exons. NCBI's taxonomy places the organism in Eukaryota, Fungi, Ascomycota, Dothideomycetes, Pleosporales, Phaeosphaeriaceae.